Eupeodes corollae is the source of this 408-nucleotide messenger RNA. RefSeq lists its product as uncharacterized. The coding region runs from base 1 to 408 and encodes 135 amino acids. The transcript has a single exon. NCBI's taxonomy places the organism in Eukaryota, Metazoa, Arthropoda, Insecta, Diptera, Syrphidae. The record is from RefSeq and is a predicted model, not a curated record.
AUGUCACCACACGAAGCACUUUUUGGACAAUGUAAGUUAGAACAUGGUUCAGACUAUAAGCUUCUUAAAAAUCUCAAUGGAUUAAAUAACUCGGAUUUCAAAAUUUUACCGAAAGCCUGUAAGAUGAACAUUAUUCAUAAUCGCGUCAAAGAAUCUUUGGCUAAAGCACAUAAGACUUAUGAAAAGACAUAUAAUACUAGUAGCAAAACUUGCAAAUUCAAAGAAGGGCAAGUUGUCUUGAAACGCAACUUUAUAUUAAGUGACAAGUCCAAAAAACGAAAUGCUAAGUUAUGCCCAAAAUUCAUCCAAGCAAAAAUAAAGAAAAUUGUUAGCAAUAAUCUUUAUGAGUUGGAAGACCUCAAUGGAAAACCUUUAGGAAUUAUUCACGCUAAAGACUUGCGAACAUGA